Molecule: messenger RNA, 2769 nt
Organism: Pelmatolapia mariae (spotted tilapia)
Lineage: Eukaryota; Metazoa; Chordata; Actinopteri; Cichliformes; Cichlidae
Gene: sowahab
Product: sosondowah ankyrin repeat domain family member Ab
Exons: 1
Coding region: 204-1577 (457 amino acids)
Molecular function (GO): protein binding
Source: RefSeq, a predicted model, not a curated record
AUCACGGGAGGGUCAGUCCUGCACACAGUCUUUUUAACUGGGAGGGCCGCAAUAACAUACGGGUGGAUUUAUUUAGAGAGGCGCCGGAAGCAGCAGGUUGGUGCAGGACAGCAGAGAGGGGAGCAAGCAGUGCGGGAUUAUCCUUUGGGCUCUACUUAAACCAUCCGCUAUAUCUUUUCAUAUUUUUGCGCCGCCGGGACGACAUGGAUCUGACCCAAGAGUCCAUUUUGUCCUUUUUACUAGAGCACGGAGGCAAAGUAAAGAACUCGGAGCUGCUAAACUAUUUCAGAAGCCACAUCAACUGCAGCGAUCCCGCGGAAAAGCAGCACAAUAGAGAGCUUUUCAAGAAGCUGGUGAACAGCGUCGCUGUGGUCAAACAGAUCGACGAGGUGAAGUUUGUGGUCGUGAAGAAAAGGUACCAGGACUUUAUUAAAGAGGCGGCACAGGAUGUGUCGCAGAAACUGCAGAUGGAUGAGAGCUUUUCCAGCCAAAACACGAGUUUUUCCUGCACAUCUCCAGACCGAGCCGAGCCAGCCAGGACUGACUCAGAUAUUGAAAACAAUAACGUAGGCGACGCCUCAAACUUUAAUCCCAGUUCUAACACCGAUGUAAAACACAUGUCUCUGUGGGAAAUGCAGAAAAAGAGUGUGAUAUCUAGAAACGUGAGUAUCGAGGAUACGACCACCGUUAAGGUCCUGAAUAUCUCCGGAGAUCAGACGAGUAGAGCGGGGAAAUCUGGAGCUGUGUUCGCUGUCAUAGCUGUGAAAUCUCCAGGGAGAGACUGUGCACCAGCAGCACUGGGCGGAUCACACUCCCGAGUGCAUCAGCAGAUAACUUUAGACAAACCAAUUAAUUCGAGUGCUAAAGUUUCUACACGACCAGCACCAACUUCAAACGCAAACUUUUCCGCUUGCAAGGGUAUAUCCAGAGAAAUCCAAAGUAAGAUGGUCACACACAGAGAUGACACGCACCCACGAGUUUUACCAGAGGUGAGGCCGCCAAACAAGACCACAAGACAAGCAGAUGAUGCCAAGUACUCAGAGUCUGUGCCUUUGGAGCGACUAGCUCAUGAGUGGUUGGUGAAGUGUGCAGCUGGGAUGUGGGGACAUAUAUAUGCUUUGCUGCUGCGGGACACUGGUUUAGCCCAGAGGAAAGACUUCAUGUCAGGGUUCACAGCACUUCACUGGGCUGCCAAGGACGGCAGCAGCGAAAUGAUACGCAAACUCAUGGACAUCCCCAGGAAACGUGGCAUCCAUGUAAACGUCAACACCAAAGCACAUGGAGGCUACACGCCUUUGCACAUCGCUGCCAUACAUGGGCACACUGAGGUCAUGGUUCUGCUUGUGCAAAGAUACAGAGCCAAUGUAAACGAAAGAGACAAUGAUGGCAAAAAGGCCUUUUACUACCUGGGCAAAGGUGCUCCGGCUGAGGUCAGAGCACUUCUGGGAAUGAAGCAGAAUUUGAAAGCAGAAGAUAUAGAGGAGUACAGAGAGCAGACGAAAGGCUUCAACACAAUCAGUAAACUGUUUCAGCCCCAUGGGAAGAAACAAAAGACUAAGUUUGUUCAUGACUGGUAAGAAGUAUCACAAAACAAGCUGUGUCAUGAACUAUUAAACCUGAAGGAGAUAACACUGUUUAUAAUUUACACCUUAUUAAGGCUUUACAUAUCUUAUAGUCUUUAACGGAAUUACAGAGGAGUACUUACUGUAACCAUUUUGUAUGGCACUGCACAGUGCAUUUGUUUUAUUAUUAAUGGUAUUUAUAAUGAUCAUUGUUUAUCUUAAAUUUCAUGUAAACUGAUGUGUUAUUUUUCUCACUGAUUAACACCACAAUGUGUAUAGUCACGCAUAUUUUCAUUACCUAAUGUGUAGUAAAUGUUUACAGGUCACUUCUCGAUUCCUGACUUUUCAAAGUAUGAGGAAAUACAAAAAUAGAUUGUACCUCCCUACUUCUUGGGAAAUAGUAAGCCAAGAGAGAGCAAAACAUUAAAAUUAGACUGCUCUAUAACAGCCACAGCCAGCUGCUUUGCAUUUCUGUACAAAUUUUUUUUCUACAAACUAUAUUUUAGCAUAUUUGAAUACUAUCACCCCUUAUCAAUAAAUCAGGAAUAGAAAAUAAAUUGCAGUAUUUUACAUUUUUACCCCCAAGUCCACUCAAAAAACUCUGGCUGACGUUCAACUGUAGUAAGUGUAGGCUGUCAGUCCACUGUUUACGUUAGCAAUAUGCUGGGUGCAUACAUCUAUUUACUCUGGAGGAGGCUUUGUGAAAGGAGUCCGAAAUGAGUCAAUGAGCCAGUAAAACUCACUUCUGUUAGAUGACACUGAUAUUGAGGAUAUUCUGAACUUCUCUGCUGCUAAGCACUGCUAUAUCUGCCAGUGUAUCUAACAUUGUUGGACUCUGAUGCUUAGUGAAUAAACUCACAAAAUGAGAAUGUAACCAAACUGUUUUUCAGAGGCAAGGUGUGAUUUUCAGGACACUCGAGCCUAACAUAAGCUGGCAUAAUGUUAGCUAAUACCAGCUAUUGUUGAUGUUUAGAUCCCAAAGAUAUUGGAAAUAAUACAAAUUAGUCAUCUGGCACAGUAUGUCAGGUCCAAUGGUGAGAAGCCAUUCAGUAAACAUAAACCCACACUUCUGAAGUGAUGACAUGACAAAACAUACUGUCACAUUUGACGAGCUUUUCCUAGAGAGCUGAUGGAGGAAAUAAACAGUUUCUGUCAAAAACUACACACAUUUGUCUGGGACAUGGUCCAGAUUGGUUAUUUCAAACUC